Molecule: messenger RNA, 3524 nt
Organism: Propithecus coquereli (Coquerel's sifaka)
Lineage: Eukaryota; Metazoa; Chordata; Mammalia; Primates; Indriidae
Gene: TDRD7
Product: tudor domain containing 7
Exons: 16
Coding region: 3-3281 (1092 amino acids)
Biological process (GO): lens fiber cell differentiation; lens morphogenesis in camera-type eye; spermatogenesis
Source: RefSeq, a predicted model, not a curated record
AGAUGCUGGAAGCAGAUCUGGUUUCAAAGAUGCUACGAGCUGUUCUGCAGUCUCAUAAGAAUGGAAUAGCAUUACCCCGGCUCCAAGGAGAGUACAGAUCCUUGACUGGAGACUGGAUCCCCUUCAAACAGCUAGGUUACCCUACACUAGAAGCCUAUCUGAGAAGUGUGCCAGCAGUUGUCAGGAUAGAGACUAGUAGAUCUGGAGAGAUUACCUGCUAUGCCAUGGCCUGCACAGAAACUGCAAGAAUUGCUCAGCUUGUGGCUCGUCAGAGGAGUUCUAAAAGGAAAACUGGACGGCAAGUUAAUUGUCAGAUGAGAGUGAAGAAAACCAUGCCAUUUUUUCUAGAAGGAAAACCAAAAGCAACCCUCAGACAACCAGGAUUUGCUUCAGAUUUUUCUAUCAGCAAAAAACCUAAUCAAACACUGUUAAGAGACAAAGGAAACUCUCUUGGAGUUAAGUCUGAUGCUGAAAUGCCACCUUAUACAUUACACACAACUCUUGGAAAUGAAGUAUUCAAAGACAUUCCAGUGCAGAGGCAUGUGACCAUGUCCACCAACAACAGGUAUUUGGGUUUUUCAAGAACCUGUAUUAAGGAACUGAGUGAUAAUUUAAAUCAGACUGUUGAAAAACCAAAUGUCACGCCUCCUGCCUCUUACACUUAUAAAAUGGAUGAGGUUCAAAACCGAAUAAAGGAAAUACUAAACAAGCAUAACAAUGGCAUUUGGAUAUCUAAGCUUCCACAUUUUUACAAAGAGUUAUAUAAAGAAGACCUUAAUCAAGGAAUUUUACAACAGUGUGAAAACUGGCCUCAUGUUUGCACGGUGGAAAAGCCUGGCAGUGGUGGCCAAGAUUUACUUCUUUAUCCAGCUAAGAGAAAGCAGCUUCUGAGAAGUGAACUGAACACUGAAAAAGGACCUCCAUCCCCGCUACCUGCUCUCAAGCAAACAUCACCAUCAAAAGGGUGUUCAACAGUUAUACCAGGAGACUUUAAAGAGAAAGUGGCAGAGCUGCUGGUGAAAUACUCAAGUGGCCUUUGGGCCAGUGCACUCCCAAAAGCAUUUGAGGACAUGUACAAAGUGAAAAUCCCCAAGGAUGCCUUAAAAAAUCUUGCCUCACUUUCUGAUGUGUGCACCAUAGACUACAUUUCUGGAAAUCCCCAGAAGGCCAUUCUCUAUGCUAAACUUCCAUUGCCCACUGACAAAGUCCUAAAGAAUGAAGGGAAAGCAUGUGGUGAUGGUGAUAUCAAGGCUAUGAUUCAACAAGAAUAUUUGCAAUUAGAAGAAAAUAUGGCUGAAAAUGCCGAUACCUUUAUGGAGGACAUAACAGUUCCUCCUUUGAUCAUUCCGACCGAGGCAUCCCCAUCUGUGUUGGUGGUUGAGCUGAGCAACACAAAUGAAGUGGUUAUUAGGUAUGUGGGCAAAGACUAUUCUGCUGCUCAGGAAUUAAUGGAAGAUGAGAUGAAGGAAUAUUACAGUAAGAACCCUAGAGUCACACCAGUCCAGACUGUGCAUGUUGGGCAGUUGCUGGCCAUAAAUGCUGAGGAAGACGCUUGGUUACGGGCACAGGUCAUCUCAACAGAAGAGAACAAAAUAAAGGUAUGCUAUGUUGACUAUGGUUUUAGUGAAAGUGUUGAGAAGAGCAAAGCAUACAAAUUGAACCCGAAGUUUUGUUCACUCUCGUUCCAAGCCACAAAAUGUAAGCUUGCAGGAUUGGAAGUUCUAAGCGAUGAUCCUGAUUUAGUGAAGGUGGUUGAAUCUUUAACUUGUGGAAAGAUCUUUGCAGUGGAAAUACUUGACAAAGCUGAUACUCCACUUGUUGUUCUGUACGAUACAUCAGGAGAUGAUGAUGUCAAUAUCAAUGCCACCUGCUUGAAGGCCAUAUGUGACAAGUCACUAGAGGUUCACCUGCAGGUUGACGCUAUGUACACAAAUGUCAAAGUGACUAAUAUUUGCUCUGACGGGACACUUUACUGCCAGGUGCCUUGUAAGGGUCUAAACAAGCUCAGUGACCUUCUACAUAAGAUAGAAGACUACUUCCAUUGUAAGCACAUGACCUCUGAGUACUUCGUUUCAUUACCCUUCUGUGGGAAAAUCUGCCUCUUCCACUGCAAAGGAAAUUGGUUACGAGUAGAGAUCACCAAUGUUCACAGCAGCAGGGCUCUUGAUGUUCAGUUCCUGGACUCUGGCACUGUGACAUCUGUAAAAGUGUCAGAGCUCAGGGAAAUUCCGCCUCGGUUUCUGCAAGAAAUUAUUGCAAUUCCACCACAGGCUAUUAAGUGCUGUUUAGCAGAUCUUCCGCAGUCUAUUGGCAUCUGGACACCAGAUGCUGUGCUUUGGUUAAGAGAUUCUGUUUUGAACUGCUCAGACUGUAGCAUUAAGGUUACGAAAGUGGAUGAAACCAGAGGGAUUGCACACGUUUAUUUAUUUACUCCUAAGAACUUCCCCGAUCCUCACCGCAGUAUUAACCGCCAGAUUACAAAUGCAGACUUGUGGAAACAUCAAAAGGAUGUGUUUUUGAGUGCCAUAUCCAGUGGAGCUAGUUCUCCUAGCAAAAAUGGCAACAUGCCCAUGUCAGGCAACACACUUGUGUCAGGCAACACUGGACAGAAUUUCAGAAAGAGCCUCACAGAUGUCAUCAAAAAGUCCGUGGUGGACCAUACCAACUCUUUCUCCUUGGAGGAACUUCCACCCCCUGUGGUCUUAUCAAAGCCAGGGGAACACAUGGAUGUGUAUGUACCCGUGGCCUGUCACCCAGGCUACUUUGUCAUCCAGCCUUGGCAGGAGAUACAUAAGUUGGAAGUUCUGAUGGAAGAGAUGAUUCUGUAUUACAGUGUGUCUGAAGAGCGCCACAUAGCGGUGGAAAAAGACCAAGUGUAUGCUGCAAAAGUGGAAAAUAAGUGGUACAGGGUGCUUCUAAAAGGAAUCCUGACCAAUGGACUAGUCUCCGUGUAUGAGCUGGACUAUGGCAAGCAUGAGUUAGUCAACAUAAGAAAAGUACAGCCCCUGGUGGAUCUGUUCCGAAAGCUGCCCUUCCAGGCAGUCACAGCUCAACUUGCAGGAGUGAAGUGCAACCAGUGGUCUGAGGAGGCUUCAAUGGUGUUUCGAAAUCAUGUGGAGAAGAAACCUCUGGUGGCACUGGUGCAGACAGUUAUUGAAAACACUAACCCUUGGGACCAGAAAGUAGUGGUCUAUUUAGUGGACACAUCACUGCCAGACACUGAUAUCUGGAUUCAUGAUUUUAUGUCGGAGUACCUGGUUGAGCUUUCAAAAUUUAAUUAAUCAUUGCUUCUGAGACCUUGACAACUAAUUCAGAUUUUUUAGCAAUAACAUAAUGUAGUAGGCUUUUUAAAAAAUCUUAUUUCUGCUACAUGGCUCUGACUGCUGUGGGGGAUUGAAAAGAAUAUGCUUAAGUUAGACAAAAGAUAUUUAACGAGUUUUGUUUUAACAGAGUUGACUUUGAAAAGAGAAUUAAACUUGAAUUAUUAUUAUAAUAUUAGAAUAAAAAUGUUUAUCAAUAUAAAA